CCAGCUGGGUGGUAGGAAGACCCACCUAUGUGUGGAUGGAGCCUUCUGGUGUAGACACUCGGAAUCUUGUCCGCCUCUUCUCAGUGCUAUCUGCUCCAACGCUGCCGGCCUCUGCCUGGCUCUCCUUCCCUUCCUCAGUCUGGGGCAAUAGCGAAGCUUCUCGUGGAGGAAGGCGAUGGAUCCCUCUUGGUCUUGGGCCAGCAGCCUCCCACCCACCUAGGGACACUUCACCUAACCUCCUGGGCACACACACUGUACCAACUUUGAUUUCUGAUUCAACUGACCUUUGUCCCUGGGACAGAGGGAGCUGAACCACAGUUCCAAUUCAAGCCUUCGGAAUUGCCAGCCUAAGCCCUCACUCUCUGAAGUGGACAACCUUACCUCCUGCCACAGGUCUGUCCGGGCCCAGGAAACUCUGCCCCCACCCAGAAGACCCUGGGACACCCAGGAGACCCUACCCCAGCCCAGGAGACCCUACCCCUACCCAGGAAACUCUGCCCAGGCCCAAGAGACCCUACCUAGCCCAGGAGCCCCUGCUCUCACUCAGGAGCCCUGCUCUCACUCAGGAACCCUGCUCUCACUCAGGAAGCCCUACCCCAGCCUAGGCACAGCACUGUAGCCAUGAUGGAAGAAGACAUAGAAUUAUGGCAACAAGUUUUCCAGGAGCUGAUUCAAGAAGUGAAACCAUGGCACAAAUGGACCCUCACACAAGACAAGGGCCUUCUUCCUGAUGUUCUGAAGCCAGGAUGGAUGCAAUACCAGCAAAAGGCCUUUGCCAGGUUCCACUGUUCCUGCUGCUCUCGCAGCUGGGCCUCUGGCUGCGUCCUGACAAUCUUCCACAUGCACUGGUGUGAGAGGAAGGGCCAGGGCCAGGUGAAGAUGAGGGUCUUCGCUCAGAGAUGUAACAAGUGCCCUGAGCCUCCGUUUGCAGCUCCAGAGUUCACUUGGGACAACAUCUCAAGGAUCCUGAACAACCUGCUCUUCAGAAUUCUGAAGAAGUGCUAUGGAGAAGGGUUUAAGCAAAUGGAUGAGAUUCCUUUGCUUGGAGACACCAGUCUUGAAGGACCACAUGACAGCAACAACUGUGAGGCAUGUCUGCAGGGCUUUUGUGCUCAGAGUGGCUUAGGCCUAGCCUCAAAACCACCAGCGCGCCCAUUAUCUCCCACCCCGUCUAAGACAACUAGGGAGCCUAAGGUCACGGCCAUUUACAGCAACGACCCCCGCUCACUGACCUCCUCUAAAGUGGAAAAGCCCCAAGCAUCAAAAGUGGACCCCAAAGCCAGUAACCCUACCAAAGCUGCCCUCAAGGUUAGCCACACCUCACACCCAUCAACUACAAUAUUGACAACCCAACAGCUGUCACGGGUAAGCUCACCUACCCCAACACGUGUCACUCAAAUGCCUUCUCCCAUCAAGAGCAGCAGAGCAGCAGAUGCAGGAAAGAAGACCAGGUCCAAGACCCCAAAGGCAUUGCCCCCAUCCUCCUCAUUUGUCCCACCCACUCGCUCCUCAUUUGUCCCACCCACUUCCUCCUCAUUUGUCCCACCCACUUCCUCCUCAUUUGUCCCACCCACUUCCUCCUCAUUUGUCCCACCCACUUCCUCCUCAUUUGUCCCACCCACUCACUCCUCAUUUGUCCCACCCACUUCCUCCUCAUUUGUCCCACCUACUUCCUCCUCAUUUGUCCCACCCACUUCCUCCUCAUUUGUCCCACCCACUUCCUCAUUUGUCCCACCCACUUCCUCCUUAUUUGUCCCACCCACUUCCUCCUUAUUUGUCCCACCCACUCGCUCCUAUGUUGUGCCCGAUUCUUGGAGGCCACCAGCAAACACCGCCUGCCAGGUGGAGAGAAGCAGCCAUAUCCAUCCACUAAGUGAAUCUUGCUGUGAAUCUUGCUGUGGGGCCUGCUGCGAGGGCUUCUGCGAGUGUGGCAGGGCCUGCUGCAGGGGCCUUUAUAAUUGCAUGUCACGUAAACCGUGUCAGUUUUGGGUCUUCCUAUUCACUGUUGCUAUUAUUGGGACACUUUGCAUAAAAUAUGGUAUAUGAGUCUUGAAAAAAGAAUGCUGAAUGGGAAAAAAAAUCACAACAUCCCCAAAAAGUCACCCAUUGUGUAACCCCUUUAUAUGAAAUGUCAAUAAAAUUAGUAGUGGAAUCCAGAGGUGGCUACCAGGACUGGAGGAAGGGAAAAGUAUAAAGCCACCGUUUAACCAAUGUGGGUCUUGUGAGGAAGAGGGUGAUGAAAAUGUUUGGGAAUUUGAGGAGAUGGCAACAGUCUCUCAACUCCGUCAGCGCACAAAAAAGCGACUGAAUUUGUUCAUCUUAAGAUGGCGAAUUUUCUUUUCUUUACUUUUUUUCCCAUGGGGGUGAGUUAAGGUAGGUUUGAGAUCUCGUGAUGCAGCCAAAGUUGGUCUGAAACUCACUAGGUAAUUUAGGCUAAUCUGGUGGUAUUUGCUCUGCCCAUGACCUUGGGCUAUAGGGCCCCAAGGAGCCAUGAAAAGGGUCACAUGCCCCUUCUCCCUGCUCCUGCCUGCGAGGUGGAUUCGCUCCAGGCCAGAUCAGACAACUUUAGCUAUCUACUCCAUUCUGUAUUUGUAAGUGUAUUUCCUCAAUUUAUCUCUUAGUAAAUUCUGUUACCCAUUUAAUAGACUCAUGUGGAUUGAUCAUAUAGUCUCACGGUCCCAUCAAUCCUCCUGCCUCAGCCUCUCAACUGCUUGAAUCUCAGAUAUGAACUACGAUGCUCAGCAGUUAAUUUUCUUACGACUCUCACCUGAAUGCAUUUAAAAGAAUACACGGUUUUGACCUAUCAUGAAGGAACAGAGUCUGAAGUGUUGAGGACUCAGAACCAUUUGGAAGUCUUGAACCUGUGAUCUCCUCAGCAAGUUUUGCUCAGGCCCUCCACUGUCGGUCUGGUGUGAGAUGGAAGCAGUAAACUGGCUUCUCAAACAAUGGUCUCCAUGGAGGUGCGUGCAGCUACUCUGUGAUGGGGAAAAGAUACUGGGAAGAGAGAUGCCUUUUCAAGUUCAGUUAGGGAGUUUGGGAGAUGCCUCAGAAAGUGCAAGGACCUGAGUUCAGCUCGGCAGCACCGGGGAAAAGCAGGGUGUGGAGUCCUGUCAUCCCUCCAGCGCUGGGGAGCUGAGACAGACAGCUUCAGGGAGGGAGUUACUGGCCAGCCAGUGUAGCCAAAAGAACAAUCUAC
Molecule: messenger RNA, 3196 nt
Organism: Peromyscus californicus insignis
Lineage: Eukaryota; Metazoa; Chordata; Mammalia; Rodentia; Cricetidae
Gene: Rtp3
Product: receptor transporter protein 3
Exons: 3
Coding region: 622-2046 (474 amino acids)
Biological process (GO): detection of chemical stimulus involved in sensory perception of bitter taste; protein insertion into membrane; protein targeting to membrane
Cellular component (GO): cytoplasm
Molecular function (GO): olfactory receptor binding
Source: RefSeq, a predicted model, not a curated record